Molecule: messenger RNA, 1023 nt
Organism: Symbiodinium sp. CCMP2592
Lineage: Eukaryota; Dinophyceae; Suessiales; Symbiodiniaceae
Source: the annotation of a GenBank genome assembly
AUGGCCGGCAAGCGGAAGUCAGGGGAGGGCAAGGCUGGGCCUGCCAAUGCGAAGGCAGCCAAGCAAGGAGCAAAUCCGGCCACCCUGGAAAAGUACAGCUAUGUUCACAAGAUCACGGCUUGGCUCAAGGACACCGUGCUGCCCGCCGGCUCCAUCGACGCCUUCCUUAGCAACCAAAUGGAGAAAAAGCUUGACUUCGCCCGGUGGAUGGACAACUUCUGUCCUGCAGAUUCUGAGAAGGCCUACAGCAUUGACAGCAACGGCUGCUACUUGAGGCCCUUCCAGUUGGGAUGGCGCUCAGAUUUCGGAAUUAGCGGAAUGAUGGAGCCUGAAACGGCCGAGCUCCUCCUGGAACUCAUCUUGACAGAGGGGUUCCUGACUGACCCCAACGUUGUCGGUGUCGAGAAGUUGGGCGUCACGCUGCCUCCACCGGAGUACCUCGACGGCGGCAUCACCGAAUGCCCCGCCAUCAACCUGGGCAGUGCUUUGUUGCCACCCUUCAGUGUCGGGUACGUGAAAGGGUGGAAAAGAGCAGUGUGCUUGAUCCUGGCACUCUGUGGAAUCAGAGUGCUGGGAUUGGAGGCAGAAGUGCCCCACCACAUUCGUGUGACAAUGGGCACCAUCCACUGCUCCUUCGGAGCCUUUCAAGGUGUGAAAGCCAAGGUGUUGGCUUCGCGAGGAGGAGCCGAACAGCAGUUUUCGGAGACUCAGAACGAGAUAGAUUGGCACUCCCAGACUGCCAUUGCGAAGGCCUUCCAAAUAGGCCGGAGCGAAGCCGGAGCUGUGCAGCAGCUCAUCACGGCCGUGCCGAAGGAUGUGAAAAAUGCAUUGGAAAUGGCAGUGAAGCAACGAGGUAUGGUGAAGUUUCUGGGCCAUGAAGCUGUGGCACGACAACUCUUCAGUGCCUCCUACAUCAACACCUCGCCGGGCAUGGAUGCAUGGCGGGACCAGCUGACAAACGCCCCGGGCGAUUCCAGGAUUGUGACUGAACGUGAACAUCUGGUUUGCAAAAUUUGGGGUUGA